This is a messenger RNA of Necator americanus (New World hookworm), 228 nucleotides long. RefSeq lists its product as uncharacterized. The coding region runs from base 1 to 228 and encodes 75 amino acids. The record is from RefSeq and is a predicted model, not a curated record. NCBI's taxonomy places the organism in Eukaryota, Metazoa, Nematoda, Chromadorea, Rhabditida, Ancylostomatidae. The transcript is spliced from 2 exons.
AUGGAGCACGAUGCAGUGGCAUCAUCGGAUUGGGGUGAAGCGGUAGCGAUAACGGUUGGGACCGGCUUGGGACCAUCGCGAUCUGCAACGAUGCAAAGAGAUGAAUGUAGCGACGCAAUAUCGCCAACGGUUUGUGCAAAUAUGAAGAAGUACGACCAAUUCGAAACCCCGACCUUGAAGGAUAUGGCAGAGAAGUUCUGCCCAAAAACAUGUGGGAAAUGCAAGUAG